ACGGGUGCCAACUGCCUACCGAGUGGCGUCCACUGAGUGAGAGCUGCCGUGCGGAACUGGCGGAGAUCAUUGUGUARGCCAAGGUGCUGGCAAUUCACCGGGAGCAGUACGGCGGGGCAGAGGGCCUCCACAACUCCUUGCCAUUCCCGUACGGGUAUGGUUAUGAGGGCGCAGAGGAAGGGUUGCUCUACUCCGCAGAGGUGGAGCUCAUGUGCGACCAGGCGUGGGGCAGCAUGCUGGAGGUGCCGGCGGGCUCGCGCCUCAACCUGACAGGGCUGGGGUACCUGUCYUGCCAGUCUCACACCGUGAUGGAGAACUACUCCUAUAUCUUCUUCCUCCGGAUGGAUGAGAACUACAACAUCCUGCCCCACGGGGUCAACUUCCAGGACGCCAUCUUCCCAGACACCGUAGAGAACCGCCGUACGUUCUCCAGCCUGUUCCAGUUCUCCAACUGCUCCCACGGACAACCCCUCCAGACCUUCUCCCCAGAGUGGGACCCCCAGGAGGACAGCAGGCUCCUGUGCUCCUCGGUGCAGGGGGCUCUGUUCGAGGAGGAGGAGAAGAGCAGGAAGCAGCAGGAGCGCCUGGGCCAGCUGGAGAGGAGGAACAGGCAGCUGAAGGAGCGCGUCCGGAAGGUGAAGCGCUCCCUCCGGAACGCCAGGAAGAGCCAGCGCCGGGCGGAGCAGGAGAGGCAAGGGCUGGAGGAGAGGCUGAGGUCAGCGGAGAGACGGGCUGGGCACCACCUCAAUUCCAUCACACAGGAGGCUACGCCCAACAGAUACCAGGAGGCUGUGUUACACCGCACGCCACACACACCGCUUUAGC
This is a messenger RNA of Salvelinus sp. IW2-2015, 825 nucleotides long. Its product is annotated as coiled-coil domain-containing protein 3-like. The record is from RefSeq and is a predicted model, not a curated record. Lineage: Eukaryota; Metazoa; Chordata; Actinopteri; Salmoniformes; Salmonidae. Gene Ontology annotation, cellular component: extracellular region. Gene Ontology annotation, biological process: negative regulation of gene expression.